GAUCUGGUCAGCCAAUCGGCGGGGCGCUGGCCGCACGGUGCGCGCAGGCAGCGGGAGGUCGUCCUGCGGGUGACAGUCGCGGAGCUGCGAGUGACGGCCAUGGCGGCGGCGAUGGCAGCGACGACGGCGGAGCGGGCGGUGCUGGAGGAGGAGUUCCGCUGGCUGCUGCACGACGAGGUGCACGCCGUGCUCCGGCAGCUGCAAGACAUCCUCAAGGAGGCCUCGAUCCGCUUCACCCUCCCAGGCACGGGUGCCGAGGGGCCCACCAAGCAGGAGAACUUCAUCCUGGGCAGCUCGGGCACGGACCAGGUGAAGGGCGUGCUGACUCUGCAGGGGGACGCAUUGAGCCAGGCGGAUGUGAACCUAAAGAUGCCCCGGAACAACCAGCUGCUGCACUUUGCCUUCCGGGAGGACAAGCAGUGGAAGCUGCAGCAGAUCCAGGAUGCCCGGAAUCACGUGAGCCAAGCCAUGUAUCUCCUGAGCAGCCGGGAGGAGAGCUACCAGUUCCGCACGGGAGCCGAGGUCCUCAAGCUGAUGGACGCGGUGAUGCUGCAGCUGAGCAGGGCCCGCAAUCGCCUCACCACCCCGGCCACCCUCACCCUGCCUGAGAUUGCUGCCAGCGGCCUCACGCGGAUGUUCGCGCCCGCCCUGCCGGCCGACCUGCUGGUCAACGUGUACAUCAACCUCAACAAGCUCUGCCUCACCGUGUACCAGCUGCAGGCGCUGCAGCCCAACUCCACCAAGAACUUCCGGCCAACUGGAGGCGCUGUGCUGCACAGCCCCGGGGCCAUGUUCGAGUGGGGACCCCAGCGCCUGGAAGUGAGCCACGUGCACAAGGUGGAGUGCGUGGUCCCGUGGCUCAACGACGCCCUGGUCUUCUUCACCGUCUCCCUGCAGCUGUGCCAGCAGCUCAAGGACAAGAUCUCUGUCUUCUCCAGCUACUGGAGCUACCGGCCCUUCUGAGCGGACACCACACGAGCCGGAGCCGACCCCCUGGAAGCAGCGCCCGCCGCGCCUCGCCCCUGGGGCUGGCACUGGGCACUCUGUUUCCCUUUUUUGUUUUGUUUGAGGGGGUGACACCUGGCGGCACUCAAGGCCUGCACAGGGGUUGCUCCUGGGCGUGUGGGAUGGAACUGGCAUGAACCCGUAUUUAUUUCCCUCUGUCCCCACCUGCUGGCUCCUCCCGCAGGGGGCCGACCUGAAGGGCCCCAUGGACAACGGACCAUGGACCCGGUUUGCUCCUUCUUUGGGAUGGGGGGUCAGGAAGGUGGGGCCCAGGGAGGCCCACAUUCCAAGCCCUCCCUUCCGCGCGGGACCUUUGUCCUCAGGGUGCGGCUGGGUCCAGGGGGCCCCUUCCUCCCCGCCCACCCAGGAUGUGGCAGGGCCCCUGGACGGUGUGGGCGGGUGGUGCCCCGGGCUGUGAGCUGUGGGGGUGUGGUGGUGGCAAGGGCAGCGCCCGGUCCCUUGGCUGUGUCUGUUGACAGCUCCCCACCCUCCCUGCGUUCCUCCAGGAAAUAAAGCUCCCCAGCUGGCCCGGA
Messenger RNA from Sorex araneus (European shrew), 1538 nucleotides. It is a transcript of the gene ROGDI, whose product is annotated as rogdi atypical leucine zipper. The transcript has 11 exons. The record is from RefSeq and is a predicted model, not a curated record. NCBI's taxonomy places the organism in Eukaryota, Metazoa, Chordata, Mammalia, Eulipotyphla, Soricidae. Bases 100 to 963 code for a protein of 287 amino acids. Gene Ontology annotation, cellular component: RAVE complex.